AUUUGAAAAAGUGGAUUCAACUUAGACUUUAGAAUAGGUUUGUAGUGAAGCUAUACAGCUGUGCCUGUUUCCUGUUUUGUUUGCAUUGCUAUAUUUAACAUGGACGACCAAAGUAAAGAAGAAGAAGGUCUAGAUCCUCGUGUACAGGGCGAGCUAGAGACCAUGAACCAGUGCACCGAUCGAAUAAACAGCCUCGAGCUCGAAAUCUCAGAAGAAAGAUUAAAAUUCAAGAAUUUACUCUCCUACGCCACCCAGCAGAUAUCUACAUUGGGAAAGAAAUACUCUAGGUGGAUCGAGAGAGCCAGGCCUUACUAUGACGCAGCUAAACAAGCAAAACAGGCACACAGCGCCCUCUUGCGAGCGGUCCACAACUUCCAGAAAUCGAACGGGAUUCACAGAGCAGCAAAGGAAACGAUUUCCUUGGCAGAGCAACGACUUCAAGAAUUCCCAGGGCAAGAGGUCGACGCUGCUUGGCAGGAGAUGCUCAAUCUACAAACUGAAAGAUUCAUGGCAGCGGAGGCAGACAGAACACGAAGCCAGCGCAUUCACCAGCAAGCUGCUCGCAGAUAUGAAUACCUGGAUCAAAAAGCCCAAAAAAUCAAAUCGAAACACAAACGUUCAACAUCUAGAAGCCGUGUCUACUUCGAAACUAAAGAAAAACUGGAACUUUCUCUUCAGCAACAACGCCAAAAAGUUGAUGAACUGAGUCGAAAAAUCGAGGAUUCAAAAGCGAAAUAUCGCGAAGCUCUUGCGAGACUCGGGAUGAUAUCGCAGGAGAUUCACGAGAGGAGGAAAAUCGCCUCCGAGGAAAUUCUGCGCGAACUCGACGACGAAGUUGAUUCCACAUCAUCUUACACCGAGCUAGAUCUUACCGGACCAAAGGAUUAUGAAAACAUUGAUGAUCUCGAGGCAGAUCUCGAAACUUUCUCUUUUAAUGACGUAGACAGUGACGUCAGUUUGAGCGGAUCUGACGAGGACUGGGAUGAGAGUGACACUAGCGCCAGCAGUGGACGUACGUCAUCGUCGACGUCACCGGGAGUCGUCCGACGUCAUUUAUCACGUCACAAAGUCUUACGUCAGGUGAGCUCAAACUCAGCUGAUGACGACACAUGUUCCGUUACAAGGAGAAACAGACGAAAGAAACUGACCCCACCUAAACAAGAUGCCCUAUUAGAAGAAACUCCCGUUUUUGCCCCUCAAGCCCCCCAAAAGCCAGCGAUACCCCCCAAACCAGCGGCCCUGCGUCGACCUUCAGCAGCCAAAUCCACCAUUAUGACGUAUGACACCCUGCAUGGCGUGGUUGCCAAUGGUAACGAGGACAAAUCGCAGGAUUACGAUAUUUUCGAAGAUUUAUGUUGAUAAAUGAGUUGGGAAAUAUGUGACAUAUCAAGGCUAAAUGUGCCUAAUAGGGCCAUGGCGUAUUUUCUUUCAGAGACAUUAUAUAGUAGGGUGGGGGAAGAUGGGACACCUUUAGCUCAUAAUAACCAAAUAACCCUUUGUUUACUACCAAAUUGGAGGAGAAAAUAGAUUGAAAAAGUGUUCCAUCUUCCCCCACUCUACUACUAUAAUUAUUUUUUUCAAUAGCGAAUCUAGGACAUUUAUAAUUAGGUAAAUGCCAAUAUUUGUCUCGUGUGGCGGGUCAACCACAGGCGUCAUAACACGAGUGUUCUGUUUCAUACACCUCGCGCCCGCUUAUUACGAGUUACCAUGUAUGAAUAAAUGAAUGCAACUUUUUUAUUUUCAAAAUGUUGAGAAAACGGCAGUCGUUAAAACAUGUUCUUGACCAACAUGACUUUGUUAUAUUUAUUUAACGAUUAUAUCAGUUUCUACAUAUUAUGCAAUGUUUAUUCUUCUAACAAGAGAAAGUAUUUUGUUUCCGCUAAUCCCCAAAUAAUAAUGCGGAUUCUUGGGUUAGAUAAUGAUACGUUGUUUGUUGAAUGUACUCAUUUCGUCGUAAGUAAUGUACAAAUCUAUAGAAUAUCGAACAAAAAAUAACCAUGCAUUAUUCAAGCUUUUUAAAAAUUCAUGCACACGUACGUAACUACAAAGGGACAAACUCUAAAUAUGCUUUCUGGCACUAAACGGCCAAUUAGUAAUUCGCGACGCCGCUUUAGCGUGUGAUGUGCGAAGAAAAACAGCAUUUGUGCCAAUGAAGCAGCGCGUCUUGUGACGUCACAAGUCAAAGUUUCUGGGGAAUCGGCGCCGCGUCGCCAAUGCAGAGGACUUGCUUUGUUCUUAUUGAUCUGUAGUGUUUUUUCGUACAAGAAAUGAACAAUUUUUGGUCACAAAUCCAGCCGAUCUUUUUGCUCCAUCAGUGUUUAAUAAUUUAGAAGUGCGGUGCGCCAAAGACAAGACUUAUCCUCAUAAUUGUGCGGUAAGCGACGUUUUCGCGCUUUUUUCCUACUUUUUGUUGCCCAAAAUAUUCCAGGCGAGAAUUGUUAGAGCUUUAAAAGCGAAGUGCGGAGGCAAUCAGGUUCAAAACGAAUUUGAGCUUUAGGACGAAGGGUCAUCUUUCUUGAGAUGGCUUAUAGCUUUUAAGUGGAAAGCUCAAGUGCGAACGUUAUGGUUAAAUAUUGCAUUGGUUUUAAAUAAAGUCUUAUUACAAUUUUUAGAUGAUAACCUUGCUAGUGUAAGUGUGCUUUAGAGAACCCAACAUUUGUGUCGUAUUUUUUAUUUAAAUGAUUAAGAUACGCUCACAAUGGCCGUGAGAUGCUUGCAGCUGUGCUUACAGAUAUUUCGUAAGGUGUGAAGGUUUUUCCAAUUUGCA
This is a messenger RNA of Ciona intestinalis (vase tunicate), 2767 nucleotides long. NCBI's taxonomy places the organism in Eukaryota, Metazoa, Chordata, Ascidiacea, Phlebobranchia, Cionidae. The record is from RefSeq and is a predicted model, not a curated record.